AUGAGUGCUGCUUAUUUUGAUCAAUUUAAAGUAGUGGAUUUGAUCGCCGUCACUAACUCGUCAAUGAUGAUGAUGUUGGCUGUGGCUGUAGCUCUGAUAUUGUUAAAGGGAGACCGAUUAAUCCCUAACCGAUGGCAAGCAAUCAUGGAGUUAAUUUAUGAUCACUUCCACGGGUUAGUAAAAGAUAAUUCGGGGACCCAGUACUUCCCCUUUGUUUUUUCCCUCUUUAUUUUUAUAGUAUUCUUAAAUAUUUUAGGCUUAUUUCCCUAUGUCUUUACCGUAACAGUUCAUGUAGUCGUUACGUUAGGUUUGUCAUUUUCAAUUGUAAUUGGUGUAACUUUAGCUGGACUCUGAAAGUUCAAGUGGAACUUUUUAAGCAUUCUAAUGCCGGCCGGGGCUCCUUUAGGAUUGGCCCCCCUUUUGGUAAUAAUUGAAACAGUAAGCUAUAUAUCUAGGGCUAUCUCUUUGGGGGUCCGUCUCGCCGCAAACUUAUCAGCUGGCCAUUUAUUAUUUGCCAUUUUAGCUGGGUUUGGUUUUAAUAUGUUAACUACGGCGGGAGUUUUAAAUAUUUUUCCUGUUUUAAUUAUGGUUUUUAUAAGUUUACUAGAGGCCGCGGUGGCGGUUAUUCAAGCCUAUGUAUUUUCUUUAUUAACUACUAUUUAUUUGGCCGAUACCAUUGUUUUACACUAA
Messenger RNA from Actinia tenebrosa (Australian red waratah sea anemone), 690 nucleotides. The record is from the annotation of a RefSeq genome assembly. NCBI's taxonomy places the organism in Eukaryota, Metazoa, Cnidaria, Anthozoa, Actiniaria, Actiniidae.